AUGAGUAAAUCAAAUCCAUUAGGACUAAUAGCCAAUUAUGGUGAUUCUGAUGAGGAAUUAGAAGAUGGGCCUUCUACACCUUCCAAACGUGAUAAUGUCAAAGGUAUGGAAUAUCCAGGCUAUGAAGUUGUUCCAAACCAACAACCUACAAAUAUACCUGCUGGUAUACAUCCAGCACCGAUACCUCAUUGUCCCUGGUCAGCCUGUUAUGACGAAAACAGUGGAUUCACAUACUAUUGGAAUCAGCAAACGAAUGCGGUGACAUGGGAAGCUCCACCUGAGUACCUACUUGCUCUUAAAUUGGCACAACAGCAGUUACAUACAUCAGGCUCUACAGAAGUAUCUGCCGAAGAAUGGCAGUUAUACCAACAAGCAUUAGCAGAGAAGCAGAACUCACAAAACAAAGUGAUAGCUAAAGUGAAAUCUAAAAAACCAGAUAAGAAUGUAAAAGACAAAAAUAAUAAAAAUAAAAAGAGGCCUGUCAGUGAUGACGAGGAAGAAAAAAUAGAGCUCAUCACUUCCUACCACAAUUCUGAUUCAGAAUCCAAUGAUGAAUCAGAGAAAAAACCCAAACCACCAUCACCAAAACCAAAUAAGCUACCAAAAAAUCCACAGAAAAAGCAAAAGACCAAGCCUCAAACGGAAUUUGGUCCACCUUUACCUCCACACCAGAACUAUUCAAUGCCUAUUGGUCCAGAGCUACCUCCAGAACUAAUAAAACCGAAAUCUCCUGAAAAGGUGGAAAAUAAUAAAGAAGAAGAUGCCAAAUCAGUUAAGUCCAUUGAUGAUGAUAGUCAAGAUGAAUCAAUCUUAUUAAAAAGAUUAAAAGACAAAGCGAAGCUAUUAGAGAAACUUGGCGGGGAAUUACCUUCAGAAUUACAAAGGAUUAUAAAGGACGAAUCUAAUGCUUCAUCACCAAAAGACAUGAAUGUCGAUAUUGAUGAUCUGUUAGAGGAAAUUGAAAAGAAAGAAUUUAAAGUGAAAACUAAAGCUAAAAUCGAUGAUAGAUCUAACACAAAUAGUAUCACCAGUUCACCAAAAGGUGAUAAAACUCCGCCUUUGGAUGAACUAAAAUCUUUGUAUCCAAUGAAUGGACCAAGCCUGUUCCCAAGCGCAGUUAAUAUAGACGAAAAUAAACUUGAUGUAAAACAAGAUGCUCCAAAUGAGAAAGAGAAAAAAGAGAAUGUCUAUUUAAUGGCCACAAAUGAACAUCUAGAGAACGUUAAUAGGAAAAAAUUAAGAAUAUCUAAUUCAGUUUUGCCAGAACGUAAAAAGGAAAAGAUAGAGUUGCCAGUUUACACAACGAAAUAUUCACAGUUUAUAGAAGGGUUUUCAAAUGAAAGAACUGGUUUAGGUUUUUCCAAAGACGAUGAAAGUGAAGCAAGUCCAAAGAACACGAUAAAUUAUGGAAACGGUUUGACUUUUACAAAAGGAGAGACGCUGAAUGAAGAGAAAAAAGAUGAAGAUUUAGACGAUUUAACAGAGCUAGUUGAAGCGAAAUUGAAGUUUUUGAAUCAAUUACAACCAUGUUCUUUGACGCCGCUUCAGGAGAUGUUGAUUCAAAUGCAGACGCUAGUAAGCGCUUUCCGCGCCGGCGCCCUGCACACGUCGUACUGGCGGCGGUGGGCGGCGCACGCGGCGGGCGCGCUGCUCGCGCACGAAGCCACCGCCGCGCCGCCCGGCUGGCACUGCGAGUUCAAUAGGUCCGAGGGCCGGUACUGCUACCGGCGCGAGUCGGACGGGCUCGUGCAGCACGAGUACCCGGCCGUUGCGGAUACGGAUAUGGAUAUAUGUACAACGCCGCCCCAUCCUGGCAUUGAUGCAAAGGAGGAAUCGAUCCCGCAGCCGGCGCCGAGCGCGUCGCCGCGCUGGUGGCGCAGUACGCCGCCGCCGCCUGGCACCGACGCCGACCCCGACCCGCCGCCGCCGCCGUCCAUUCAUGAGUCUAAGACCGAAAUAGGAGAUGAGCUUCUCUCUUUCUACAAUGACAUAGCCCAACUGGAGCAACACGCCCCCGCGACACCCCCAGCACCCCCCGAGACCCCCCGACCGCCACAGCCCGCCCACCGACCACCACACAUCACCCCGCGACCCCCACCACCCCCUAUGAUAAAAGAACCAAGUGCUGAGAGGGAUACUAAAGAUACAAGUAAAGCUACUAAAAAGAAAUCUAAGGUAAAACUGUCAUCUUCACUGGGAAUGAAGCACAAGUCAGUAUCGAGUUUGGUCGCUAAAUGGCAACAAGUUGCCGAAGAAAUUAAUUCCGAU
Brenthis ino (lesser marbled fritillary) is the source of this 2268-nucleotide messenger RNA. NCBI's taxonomy places the organism in Eukaryota, Metazoa, Arthropoda, Insecta, Lepidoptera, Nymphalidae. The record is from the annotation of a GenBank genome assembly.